CAGUUACAGGCCGGACAAGACUCAGGGGUGGGGCUUCCUAGGCAAAGACUCAGCUGUUAAAAUGUAAGGGAGAUGCAGUCAGACAGAUCAGUGGAACCCAAGGACCUCUAAAGCUCAAAUCUGUGGAGGGCAUCUGAGGAUCAGCAGACAUCCCAGGUAUAUGAGACAUGAUUGCUGUUCUCCUCCUAGUCAUCCUCUGCUUGGAAGUCAACUCAACUUUUACAAUACUAGGUUCCAGUUUGGAUGUUGAAUGGCAUGAAUGGAAGACAAAACAUGGGAAAACAUAUGACGAGAAUGAAGAAAAUCUGAGGAGAGCGGUGUGGGAGAAGAAUUUUAAAAUGAUUGAGCUGCAUAACUGGGAAUACCUACAGGGGAAGCAUGACUUCACCAUGGCAAUGAAUGCCUUUGGUGACUUGAACAAUACAGAAUUCAGGAAAACGAUGGCUGGCUUUCGAAGGCAGAGGAUAAAAAGGAGGCGCAUAUUCCAGGAUCAUCUGUUUCUUUCUGUGCCCAAACAAGUGAACUGGAGAGAGCAAGGCUACGUGACCCCUGUGAAGAGUCAGGGUCAUUGUGCCUCUAGUUGGGCUUUUAGUGCAACUGGAGCCCUAGAAGGACAAAUGUUCAAGAAAACACGGAAGCUGAAUGCUCUGAGUGAACAGAACCUACUGGACUGCAUGGAAUUUAAUGUUACCCGUAGCUGCAGCGGUGGCUUCAUGCAGUCUGCCUUCCAGUAUGUGAGGGACAAUGGCGGCCUGGCAACUGAGGAGUCCUAUCCUUACCAAGGACAUGCUAUGGAGUGCAGGUAUCAAGCCAAGAAUUCUGCUGCUAAUGUCAAAGACUUUGUGCAAAUCCCAGGACAUGAGGAAGCCCUUAUGAAGGCAGUGGCUAAUGUGGGGCCCAUCUCUGUUGCCAUUGAUGCCAGACAUAGUUCCUUCCAGUUCUAUGAGAGUGGCAUCUAUUAUGAGCCAAAGUGCAAAAGGGUUCACCAAAACCAUGCUGUUCUGGUCGUCGGCUAUGGCUUUGAAGGAGAAGAAUCAGAUGGCAACAGUUACUGGCUGGUCAAGAACAGCUGGGGUGAAGAAUGGGGCAUUAAAGGCUACAUGAAAAUAGCCAAAGACUGGAACAACCACUGCGGAAUUGCUACACAUGCCACUUACCCCAUUGUGUGAGACGCUGGGUGUCAAGAAGGAUGACAUGGACUGGGGACAGCAUGUACUGAGGAGAGCUUUCCUCUUCGCAGACCAGCCUCUGCUGGGUGGAGAAUGGCACCUGAGUCACUGAGGGUCCAUCCAUGCUUUAUUUGAACUAAAUUCAUAAAUAUUAGUGCCAUCAGCAGUUUUGUAGCCAUGACUCUCUUAUUUAAAAAAAAAAUCUGUGUUUUUGUUUUCAAAAGAAUGUAUAAAUUUACGUAUUCAAAAAUAAAGCUUAAUUUCCAAAUGACAAUGGAA
Cricetulus griseus (Chinese hamster) is the source of this 1448-nucleotide messenger RNA. Lineage: Eukaryota; Metazoa; Chordata; Mammalia; Rodentia; Cricetidae. The record is from RefSeq and is a predicted model, not a curated record.